UCACUAAGCAGUUAGUUGGGCAUCCAACAACCAUCGAACGAGCUCUGUUAACUAUACCGCGCAGCUUCACGGUUUCUUCACGGAAGAAGCCUCCCUCUCUGCCUCGCUUUGUGUAUUAUUACACUCUUUGCUCGCUAUCUUUAGUCGAAGUCGGACAUAUCAUUAGUGAACAGUUUUACUGCUUGAAGGAGAGAAAACGUUGGGACAAGCUGAAUAGAAGGAGCGGGCGGAAAGGAUCGAGAGAGAGAGAGAGAUAUAAAGAGGUCACCGUGCCCUGUCUGCAUUUUGCUCUCACCACGCCAUGAAGAUGCAGAGAAUAUCCGAGGUGGUGCUGCUGAUGGCCGGGGUUGCAGUGGGGCUGUGUGCCUGUCACACAGUGAAAGUGAACAAACACAAGCCAUGGAUUGAGACAUCGUACCAUGGGGUAAUCACAGAGAACAUGGAUAUCGUCCUACUGGACCCUCCCCUGGUGGCCCUGGACAAAGACGCCCCCGUGCCCUAUGCAGGGGAGAUCUGUGCGUUUAAGAUACAUGGUCUGGAGGCUCCGUUCGAGGCAGUGGUGCUGAAUGGGACAUCUGGUGAGGGCCAGCUGAGAGCCAGAGGCCCGGUGGACUGUGAGCUGCAAAAGGAGUAUACCUUUAUCAUCCAGGCCCAUGACUGUGGAGCAGGACCUGGAGGCACCGGGGGGAAGAAGUCACACAAGGCGGUGGUACACAUCCAGGUGAAUGAUGUGAAUGAGUUCUCUCCAGUGUUCCGGGAGGCCCAGUACCAGGCGGCGGUGACAGAGGGGAAGAUCUAUGACAACAUCCUGCAGGUGGAGGCUACAGACCAGGACUGUUCUCCUCAGUACAGCCAGAUCUGUAACUACCAGAUCACCACCUCCAACACACCCUUCGCCAUCGACCGCAAUGGUAACAUCAGGAACACAGAGAAGCUGAGCUUUGAUAAGCAGCAACAGUAUGAGGUCCUGGUCACAGCCUUCGACUGUGGACAGAAGAGAUCCACAGAGAGCGUGGCGGUACACAUCGACGUUAAACCUGUCUGCAAACCUGGCUGGCAAGGCUGGAACAAAAGAGUGAACUAUGAGCCAGGCACAGGCAGCAAGCAGUUGUUUCCCAAGAUGCAUCUGGAGACGUGUGGAGGGCCUCUCUCCUCAGUGAGGACCAUGGUGGAGCUACAGACCAGCCAUAUUGGGAAGGGCUGCGACCGGGAGACCUACUCUGAGAAGUCUCUGCAGAAACUCUGUGGGGCCUCGUCGGGCAGCACAGACCUUCUCCCUGCUCCCAGCAUCUCCACCAAUUGGACUGCUUCCCUUGUGACAGACAGUGGGCGGGACAGCGACCUCAUCUUCCGGUUUGACGGGCGGCAAGCAGCAAAGAUUCCUGACCAGAUGGUACCACAGAACCUGACGGAUCAGUUCACAAUCGCCACGUGGAUGAAGCAUGGCCCCACUCCUGGACUGAGGGCGGAGAAAGAGACCCUGCUCUGCAACUCUGAUAAGACAGAGAUGAACAGACACCACUACUCCCUUUACGUCCAUAACUGUCGUCUGGUCUUCCUGCUCCGGAGAGACUUCACCCAGGUGGACACCUUCAGACCUGCAGAGUUCCACUGGAAACUGGAGCAGGUAGGCUACACAAUGGCCUGGACCAACAACUCCAUCUAG
Oncorhynchus gorbuscha (pink salmon) is the source of this 1666-nucleotide messenger RNA. RefSeq names its product calsyntenin-2-like. NCBI's taxonomy places the organism in Eukaryota, Metazoa, Chordata, Actinopteri, Salmoniformes, Salmonidae. The record is from RefSeq and is a predicted model, not a curated record. The transcript is spliced from 9 exons. Bases 302 to 1666 code for a protein of 454 amino acids. Gene Ontology annotation, cellular component: postsynaptic membrane; cell surface. Gene Ontology annotation, molecular function: calcium ion binding; kinesin binding; X11-like protein binding. Gene Ontology annotation, biological process: positive regulation of synapse assembly; positive regulation of synaptic transmission; homophilic cell-cell adhesion.